Messenger RNA from Venustampulla echinocandica, 1659 nucleotides. RefSeq lists its product as uncharacterized. NCBI's taxonomy places the organism in Eukaryota, Fungi, Ascomycota, Leotiomycetes, Helotiales, Pleuroascaceae. The coding region runs from base 1 to 1659 and encodes 552 amino acids. Gene Ontology annotation, molecular function: carbohydrate:proton symporter activity. Gene Ontology annotation, cellular component: membrane. Gene Ontology annotation, biological process: transmembrane transport; carbohydrate transport. The record is from RefSeq and is a predicted model, not a curated record. The transcript is spliced from 7 exons.
AUGUCCGACGGCAAUGACCUGGACCUGGACCUGAAGAGGACGAGUCUGGUAGUUGAGGUGCGCUCGGCGACGACGAUGGCGACGCAGGAGGAGCUCGCGCGGCAGGGCGAGGCGCUGGAGGCAUCGGAGAAGAAUGAUGGUGUAUGGCGUUCCAUGAAACGGCACAGGAUGGCAUUGGUAUAUAUGCUGGCCGCCUAUUCGUGUGCUGCGGUUUACGGCUACGAUUCAAUCGCGAAUACAGCUACGCUAGCUAUGCCGUCGUUCCAAAUAUACUUUGGCCAUUUUGAUGAGCAUAUAAAUGGAUAUUAUUUGGAUUCGAUAUGGACCUCAUUAUGGUCAUCUAUGACGGGUGUUGGGCAGAUCAUAGGCUCCACAGUGGCCGGCCCGCUAUCUCAGAGGAUUGGGAGGCGAUAUACGGCAAUGGCAUCUGGAUCCAUAACAAUCAUUGGAGUGGCCUUGCAGUAUGUGGCUGUGAGUAAAGGCCUAUUGCUGGCGGGGAAAAUGAUCAACGGCGCUGCAGUUGGCGGUUUAUUGAGUGUCGGCACAACCUAUGCUUCUGAGAUUGCUCCACCCCGUCUCCGAGGCAUUCUCCUGGGAGGCCUCGCUUUCUUCGGCGUCGCAAUGCAAUGCGUUGGGCUCGGUGUAGUUCGUUGUUUCGUUCCCAAUAUGGGGCCGAUAGCCUUCAGGACAGCUUUGGCUCUUCAGUGGCUCGUUGGUGGCAUCCCCAUUAUUGCUUUUUUCUUCGUGCCAGAGUCUCCUAAUUUCCUCCUCCUAAAAGGACGGGUCGACGCAGCGAGGACCGCCGUCGCUCACAUCUACGGCAAGACAAACUCCGUCGAUGCCCGAGUAGCCCAUCUCAUGGCUAGCAUCCAGGAGGAGCUUCAAAGGGACCACCGCUCUUCAUAUAUCGAUUGCUUCAAGGGUACGGAUAGGAAACGAACACUGACAGUGUGCCUUUUAAUGUUCGGGAAUGGCCUCAUUGGCUCGGCGUUCUUGACGCAGAAUAUAUAUUUCCUAGGACUUGCAGGACUGCCUGCAAUCCAUGCCUUCGAUAUCAAUAUUGGAGGCUUUGCUCUUGCUCUGAUGAUCAUCCCCGCCUCGUGGUAUUUUGGAGAUAAAAUCGGUCGACGGCCGUUGUAUCUUGUAGGCGCCGCGGGAAAUGCGGUUGGUAUGGGCGUCGUGGGUGGCCUUGGGUACGCACCUGCAAGCAACAAGGCCUCUAUUUGGGUCCUCGCCGUUCUUCUGAACCUUCUAAUUACUUGGCAAAUCUUCACAAGCUUCAUGGUUUCUUGGUCCAUGUCCCCAGAACUCUCGUCCUACAAACUCCGCCAACAGACACAAUCCAUCGGUAUAGCAGUUCAAGCUUUCACCUCCUGGUUCUUUGCCUUCGUUACCCCUUACCUGUAUAACGUCGGGCCCGACUCUGGGAACCUUGGCGCUAAGACGGGAUUCAUAUUUAUGGGAUCUAGUGUAGUGUUGUUUGGCCUGGCGUACUUCUGGGUACCCGAGACGCAAGGCUUGACGACGGAGGAGCUUGAUUAUCUGUACGAGGCUCGGACGAGUCCGAGGAUGUUCAAGACCAGUAUAACUGUUAUGAAUCGUGUUAUAAUGCCGGAUUUAGGGAACAAUGAUAAACUGGACGCGAAAAUCGAGAGUUAG